Pseudo-nitzschia multistriata is the source of this 1858-nucleotide messenger RNA. The record is from the annotation of a GenBank genome assembly. NCBI's taxonomy places the organism in Eukaryota, Bacillariophyta, Bacillariophyceae, Bacillariales, Bacillariaceae.
GAGAUAAAAAAAAACGUACAACAGAGAGCACUCCAUCUACACAUAGCAAUGAGAGAUCGACAGGAAGACAAGAAUGACUCGAGCAUCAACGCUCUGGCCUUGAGUAGACAAGCCCGGAAGCUAUGGCUGCAGAGUGCAACGUCGCUGGAAGAUUUGGACCGCGUAGAAGAUCUCUACCGGAGGGCCCUGAAUUCCAAGCGGAAAGUCGCUGGGAAGCAUGCGGCAGAGGCUGCAACGGGGGGCAAGAAGCGGAAGCGAUCGUCCGACGGAAAGAAAAUGGUCGCCGCGCUGUCUCCAGAAGAAUAUCGAAAGGCGGGGGAGCGGCUCUCCCUCUUGUACAUACAAUCUGGGCGACCGUAUAAAGCGACGAUGGGAUUGAAGUAUCUUGGUUUCGAAUGUCGCCUGUCCGAGCGCAUACUGAACUACCCACUGAAACUACCCGAAAUCAAGAACACGGAGAGAAACACCACAGGCAAAAAGAAUGGUAGGGACAGCAGCAACGUGAAGUCGAUGCCAGAACCGCCCUGUUGUGUGGUGGACGACUUUUUGUCACAGUCAGAACUCAAUCAUUUGCGCAAGGUAUUUGGAGACGUGUCUUCAUCGUAUUGGUCUUCCCAUAAUUACAUAAUCGACGAAGAACCCCCGGCGCCAUACUUUUCGUACGUGAUCGAUCUGAGGCAACCAGGAACGCAGACAAGCGGGGCGAAGAAAGGAUUUUUGAGGUCGGUCAUCGACAAGAUAUUGACCUGUGGACCGGUGUCUGAAAAAUUCCAGCACCUCCGCCGGGACGCCAGGUACGUCGAACUUUGGGCCCACAAUCGCCCCCACGCAUCCGGUCACCAGCUCCACUUCGAUUCCGAUGACGAGGGACGCAGCCGGCAGCAGGAGUUUCCGAAACACCCAAUUGCGAGCACCGUGCUGAAUCUUUCUUCUCACUCGAGGGUGGGCGGACCAACGCUGGUAACGAYCCAGCGGCUGAGAAACCCUACGACGACGAACCUGAGCUCGGUGAAGGGCUGGCUUGUCCCUUCGAAACCAGCAAGGCUCGUCUGUUUCGAUGGAUCUGUGCUGCAUGGGGUGAUCCCCGGAAAGGGCACGAUUCCGCCACCAAUGACUGCAACGGAUGACAACCACGGCGAAGAUGACAGGGACGGUAGYGGCUCUCGAAGCUAUCCACCGCGGGAGCACCGUCCCCGACGUGUCACGUUGAUGAUGGCCUUCUGGAAGCACAUAAAGGUGAGAAAGGGUUCAAAGCCGGGCUCUGCGAGACCCUGGCCAAAGAAAACUGUGUCCUGCGCAGAUGUGGCUGCGGCACCGCAGACGCCCUCGGACUUGUCCUCGACACUACCAAGUUGGGCGGUCGAACUGGAUCGAACGGACAUCGCUGUAUCAGCGAUUUCGUCGUCGAAGCGACGGAAGGACGAAACUAGCCGCAAGGUCAUACCGGUUCCCCGAGUGUACGAACGAUUCGACGGGAACCCUGUGCCGAAAUACCACAUUGGCAGCGACGAUUCUAUGGGUGAUGGCUAUUACAUGCCCGAAUACGACCGGGUCUUUCAAGGCUUUUGAAAAAAGAAAAACAAGAGUUUCUUCGUGCACAGGCAUGGGCGUCUUUCUUCGUUUGAAAACUAAGAUGAGUACCCAUGAUACUCAUUCCUACAUUCAUACAUGCCCCUGGAAUAAAACCCUCUGCUUUGUACCUCGGCGAACCAAGAUGCAAUGAUCAAACACUCAAUACUAGCUUUCAGCUUCACGUAAUUGAUUUUCUGGGUUGCUCAUGUUUGGUUUGACGGGCAUUUUUUCCGACCACCUGUACGAAUAGGUUUCUUUAACUAUGGAAUUAAGGUCGCGUUGGUAA